Messenger RNA from Echinostoma caproni, 639 nucleotides. The record is from the annotation of a GenBank genome assembly. NCBI's taxonomy places the organism in Eukaryota, Metazoa, Platyhelminthes, Trematoda, Plagiorchiida, Echinostomatidae.
AAUGAUUCCAAUUACGGAUCCGAGGAAAAUACUGUUUUGAAAACGGAUCACCUUGUCAGUGGGACCAUGCCACUGCAUUCGCCGUCCACAUUUUCAGAUCCAAAUUACGCGCCUGCUACCCACGGCCCAGAGCUGAUCCGACCACCAAGUUUAGUUACUCCACUCAUGUCAUACACUGUGUCGCAGGACAUGAAUCUCAACUUAUCUGACCUACAUCCCAAGCGAACUGCUGGUUCCGUUGCCCCUUGUCCGCCUGCACUGCAUUUGAUACAGCCUCAGCACGAUUGUCUACCGCCUCCCGGGCAGUCUAGGACUCUUCUUCCCACGGAUGCUGCAUUACACUCUAGCUGGAUCAAUUCCAAACCCUUACCUCCGUGUCCGGCACACUUGUCCAUGGUAGCACACACGAACGGAUUGUUGGGCCAGUUCUCAUCUAUGACACUGUCUAAUGCAGUGAUGGGAUCUUAUAUGGAUAAUCAGAAUUUGCAACCUCUGGGUACCCUUUUCCAAAGCACCAACAAUGCACCGCUACCGAUUCUCAUGCCUGGAAUUCAAUCAUCGAUGCUUCAACGGGCCAUCCGGCAUGUGGUUCAACAUGGCAUCACCAAUGAACGCGAUUUUCUCGUGUAUCUCGUUUAG